Molecule: messenger RNA, 990 nt
Organism: Herpailurus yagouaroundi (jaguarundi)
Lineage: Eukaryota; Metazoa; Chordata; Mammalia; Carnivora; Felidae
Gene: GJC2
Product: gap junction protein gamma 2
Exons: 3
Coding region: 142-990 (282 amino acids)
Biological process (GO): cell-cell signaling
Cellular component (GO): connexin complex
Molecular function (GO): gap junction channel activity
Source: RefSeq, a predicted model, not a curated record
GUGGUGAGAGGUGGCUCUGGGUCGGGCCCACGACUCGUCCAGGCACAUGCCCUGGGAGGGCCAGUGUCCGGCCGGCUGGCAGGUGGAAGAGCUCAGGGACUCACAUUUCCUGGCCUGGAAAAGGUCCCACCCCCCGCCCCUAUGACCAACAUGAGCUGGAGUUUCCUGACGCGACUGCUGGAGGAGAUCCACAACCACUCCACGUUCGUGGGCAAAGUGUGGCUCACGGUGCUGGUGGUCUUCCGCAUCGUGCUCACGGCCGUGGGCGGCGAGUCCAUCUACUCGGACGAGCAGACCAAGUUCACGUGCAACACGCGCCAGCCGGGCUGCGACAACGUGUGCUACGACGCGUUCGCGCCCCUGUCCCACGUGCGCUUCUGGGUCUUCCAGAUCGUCGUCAUCUCCACGCCCUCCGUCAUGUACCUGGGCUACGCCGUGCACCGCCUGGCCCGCGCCUCCGAGGAGGAACGCCGCCGCGCGCCCCGCCGCCGUCCGACCCGCGCGCCCCUGCCGCUGCCCCUGCCGCCCCACCCCGGCUGGCCCGACUCCGCCGGCCUGGGCGAGGAGGAGCCCAUGCUGGGGGGCCUGGGCGAGGAGGACGAGGAGUCGGGGGCGCCCGAAGGCCUGGGCGAGGAGGCCGAGGCCGAGGACGCGGGCGCGGCCAAGGGCGCAGGCGGAGACGCCAAGGCGGCGGGGUCCCCGGGUCCCGCCCGGCAACACGACGGGCGGCGGCGCAUCCAGCGCGAGGGCCUGAUGCGCGUGUAUGUGGCCCAGCUGGUGGCGCGGGCUGCCUUCGAGGUGGCCUUCCUGGUGGGCCAGUACCUGUUGUACGGCUUCGAGGUGCGGCCUUUCUUCCCGUGCAGCCGCCAGCCCUGCCCGCACGUGGUGGACUGCUUCGUGUCUCGGCCCACCGAGAAGACCAUCUUCCUGCUGGUCAUGUACGUGGUCAGCUGCCUCUGCCUGCUGCUCAACCUGUGUGAAGCCCCCUGA